CCCACUCCCGCCGUCGCCGCCGCCGCGGGCAGUUCCUCCGCCCCCCUCCUCCCUCCAUGGGAAGCACCGGCUAGCCGCCUUCCCUUCCCCCGCCAGCUGCUCCGCCUGCGCCUGCCCCCGCUCUGCUCCGCCGCCUGCUCCUCCCUACCCCCUGACGCCGCAUUCGACCGUCCCCCACGCCCCGACGCCCCAGUCCCCUGCGCCGUCAGGUGGACGCGGUCGCCAACGCCAACUGGUUCCAGUUUUAACAUGGAUCCCAACAUGAAGCAGCUUCAAGGGACUCUGAUUGACAUAGAAACAGACGCGGAGCAACUUCUUCUGGCAAGGCAUCAGCUAGUGGAGAACGAUAGGAUGAGGAAUGCUAACAGGGAGGCCCUAACGGCCCUCCGGAAAAAAGCCAAGACAACUAAAACCAGUGUCCCAUCUCCAUUUGAGAUCGUAAUGAAAGAGAUGGAAGGAACUUCCGCCAAACAGCUAGUGAAGGAGAUAUGCUCAACUUGCGGGAAUCACGACCCCAAAGAACAUACCUGGCUAAUGUUUCCAGGCUCAGAUAUUUUGGCUCGUGUUCCAUUUCAUGUAGCGCACACUGUUCUGGAUAAGGAUCAAGAGCAUCUAGACUACGAGACCAAGAAGCUGCAAAGCUUUGUCAAGGAGAAAUCGUUUGCGAUCUCCGAGAAAGGCGCCCUCGCGGACAAGAUCAGCCUGGGCAUCGUGAGAUCCCUCAUCAGCCUUGCAGAUAAACCUAAGUAGUAGGCGCAUGGCGCAAGAGGUGAAUGAAUCAUGUCUGCCGUUCCCAGUCCUAGACAACUCGAAUGUCUCCUGAGAUGAAGCUCCCGCCGGGUUCACCAACCGUGUUUAUUAACAGUCCCAAUGCUUUUUUACCCGUGUCCCGGUUUGGUUUUGCCUUGCUGUGAGAUUUGAUUGCUGCUACGAAUGAGAGAAGUGUAGUCGAUCGGCAUUUAACCCUUGUUAUCUAUCAUCACUAGGUGUGGUGUGUUGGCAAACCUGAGUCCUGAGCCUGAACCUGUUCCUGCACCCUGUUAUCUUCAUCCAUAUGAAGUUGUAACAGUAUGUAUGCCGGGAAAGGUUUUUUUUCUCUCUCUAAAAUUGUGUACCCUUCUUAAGUGAGGACAUGCUUAUACGGU
Triticum dicoccoides is the source of this 1145-nucleotide messenger RNA. RefSeq lists its product as uncharacterized. Lineage: Eukaryota; Viridiplantae; Streptophyta; Magnoliopsida; Poales; Poaceae. Bases 250 to 750 code for a protein of 166 amino acids. The record is from RefSeq and is a predicted model, not a curated record. The transcript is spliced from 4 exons.